GUUGCCACUGCUGUUCUCUGCCUGGGUACCGGUUCUCCGUGUCUCCCGCUCUCCCGCUGGCUGCCCCGUUUUCCUCCCCCAUCAGCGGCGACAGGCAGGAUUCCUCGCUCCGGAGAAGGCGGGCCGGGGGCGGGGCUACGAGCAGAGGGUGCCACCUCCUAACGCGUGCCCUUCGGGCGGGACAGCACGGGUUCCACUUCGUGGCGCAAGUCACUCUGAGGGGUAGCCGUGACACCCAGGUGGCCACGACCGAGGGGCGCUGUUCCUUUACUCUCAGAUGCGGUUGAAGGCCGGUUGAGGCCCCAUUCGGAGAACUCACAGAAGUCGUGUUUGGGCAUCAGGCCGGCUUGGAGGCUGCAGCUUUAGCGGACACCACCGGGUAGAUUCGGCGCCGCGGCCAGUGAGCGUGGGCGAGAUGCGGAGCAGGAGCAAUUCUGGGGUCCGCCUGGACGGGUACGCGAGGCUGGUGCAGCAAACCAUCUUAUGUUACCAGAACCCAGUCACUGGGCUGUUAUCAGCCAGCCAUGACCAGAAGGAUGCCUGGGUACGAGACAACAUCUACAGCAUCCUGGCUGUUUGGGGCCUGGGCAUGGCCUACCGCAAGAAUGCUGACCGUGAUGAGGAUAAAGCAAAGGCCUAUGAGUUGGAACAGAACGUGGUGAAGCUGAUGCGAGGUCUCCUGCAGUGCAUGAUGAGACAGGUGGACAAAGUGGAGAAGUUCAAGCACACUCAGAGCACCAAGGACAGUCUGCACGCCAAGUAUAACACUGCUACUUGCAGUACCGUGGUGGGUGAUGACCAGUGGGGCCACCUCCAGGUGGAUGCCACCUCCCUCUUCCUCCUGUUCCUGGCCCAGAUGACAGCCUCAGGCUUGCGUAUUAUUUUCACCCUCGAUGAAGUGGCCUUCAUACAGAAUCUUGUCUUUUACAUAGAAGCUGCGUAUAAAGUUGCUGAUUAUGGAAUGUGGGAACGUGGAGAUAAGACUAAUCAGGGCAUUCCAGAACUGAACGCCAGCUCUGUGGGAAUGGCCAAGGCAGCACUUGAGGCAAUUGACGAACUCGAUCUUUUUGGAGCCCAUGGAGGACGCAAAUCAGUCAUCCAUGUCCUACCUGAUGAAGUGGAGCACUGCCAGUCAAUUCUUUUCUCCAUGUUGCCACGAGCAUCAACAUCUAAAGAAAUCGAUGCCGGACUUCUUUCUAUUAUUUCUUUCCCGGCCUUUGCAGUAGAAGAUGUGAACCUUGUGAAUGUGACCAAAAAUGAAAUUAUUUCCAAGCUUCAGGGGCGUUAUGGAUGUUGUCGCUUCCUUCGGGAUGGUUAUAAAACCCCAAGAGAGGACCCUCAUCGACUGCAUUAUGACCCUGCUGAACUUAAGCUCUUUGAAAACAUUGAAUGUGAAUGGCCCGUGUUCUGGACUUACUUAAUCAUAGAUGGAAUCUUCAAUGGUGAUGCUGUUCAGGUCCAAGAAUACCGAGAAGCUCUGGAGGGAAUAUUAAUCAGAGGCAAAGAUGGGAUCCACUUGGUGCCAGAACUCUAUGCCAUCCCGCCAGACAAGGUGGAUGAAGAGUACAAGAACCCUCACACGGUAGACCGAAUUCCACUGGGGAAGCUGCCCCAUCUUUGGGGACAGUCCUUGUACAUCCUUAGCUCCCUGCUGGCAGAGGGAUUCCUUGCCACUGGUGAAAUUGAUCCCUUAAAUAGAAGAUUUGCUACUUCAGUCAAACCUGAUGUUGUAGUACAAGUCGCUGUUUUGGCAGAAAACAGUCACAUUAAGGGGCUGUUGCGGCAACAUGGGGUAAAUGUCCAGAGCAUCGCUGAUGUGCAUCCAGUUCGAGUCCAGCCAGGCCGGAUUCUUAGUCACGUAUAUGCCAAACUUGGACGAAAUAAGAAUAUGAAGUUGAGUGGUCGACCAUAUCGCCACAUUGGUGUCCUCGGCACCUCUAAACUCUAUGUGAUUAGGAACCAGAUCUUCACUUUUACACCCCAGUUCACCGACCAGCAUCACUUCUACCUGGCCCUGGACAACGAGAUGAUUGUGGAGAUGCUGAGGAUCGAGCUGGCCUAUCUGUGCACCUGCUGGCGGAUGACCGGCCGCCCCACACUCACCUUCCCUGUCACACACACCAUGCUCACCAAUGAUGGAUCAGACAUUCAUCCUGCAGUUCUUUCUACAAUUAGGAAACUAGAAGAUGGAUAUUUUGGAGGUGCUAGAGUAAAGCUAGGAAACCUGGCAGAGUUCCUCACUACCUCAUUCUAUACGUACCUGACCUUCUUGGAUCCAGACUGUGACGAGAAGUUGUUUGAUGACAUCAGUGAUGGGAGCUUUAGCCCUGACAGCGAGUUAGAACUGGGAGGAUACCUGGAAGACAGCAGCCAUCCAGAAAGCCAAGAUGAACUUGACCAGUAUAUCAACCACCUUCUUCAAAGUACAGCCUUGAAGUGCUACCUGCCUCCUCUUUGUAAGAAGUCAGAAGACAGCCAUGUUUUCAGUGCUAUCCACUCCACUCGGGACAUACUUUCUGUGAUGGCCAAAGCAAAGGGUUUGGAAACUCCAUUUUUUCCAAUGGUUUUGCCAACUAAAGUUCUAAGUGGACACCGUAAGUCACUGAAUCUUGUUGACUCCCCUCAGCCACUCCUAAAGAAGACUCCUGACUAUGACUACCAGUGGCCCGGAGAUGACCAUGGUGAAAUGGACUGUGAGAAGCUAGUUGGGCAGCUGAAAGACUGCUCAAACCUCCAGGACCAAGCAGACAUUCUCUAUAUUCUCUAUGUGAUAAAGGGUCCCAGCUGGGAUACCAAUCUGUCUGGACAGCGUGGAGUCACUGUUCACAGUCUUCUCAGCGAGCUCUAUGGAAAAGCUGGCCUAAACCAAGAAUGGAGUUUGGUCCGCUACAUUUCAGGCCUGCUCAGGAAGAAAGUAGAGGUCCUGGCUGAGGCCUGUGCAGAUCUGCUGUCCCACCAGAAGCAACUUACAGUCGGCCUGCCCCCUGAGCCCCGGGAGAAGACCAUCUCCACGCCUCUUCCCCCAGAGGAGCUCACAAAACUCAUCUACGAGGCCAGUGGACAGGACAUCAGCAUUGCUGUCCUCACACAGGAGAUCGUGGUUUACCUGGCCAUGUAUGUCCGGGCCCAGCCUAGCCUCUUUGCAGAGAUGCUCAGACUCCGGAUUGGAUUGAUCAUCCAGGUGAUGGCCACAGAGUUGGCUCGGAGCUUGAACUGCUCAGGAGAAGAAGCCUCAGAGAGUUUGAUGAACCUCAGCCCCUUCGACAUGAAGAACCUCCUGCAUCAUAUUCUGAGUGGGAAGGAGUUCGGUGUCGAGAGAAGCGAUUAUAGCGGUAUGUGAGCUGAGCGAACUGCACACCUUUGUACCCUGCAUCUCCUGCAUCCCUAAGUGUCUGGAUCACAGGUCUGUCCUUACAAGAUACCCCCUGUGGCCUGGCUUUUGGUUUGCAUCAUCAAAGCAUUUGUAGCCAGGGGGUAGAAGGCAAUGCUGGAUGACCCAUGGCGGCCGGUGCACUCACUGCAGCCCAGUGUUACUCAUUUAGUUUUUAGCCAUCUUGGAAAUCUGCUCGCAGUGCUAAGAAAUCUAAUCACCCAAGUCCUGGUGUGCUUCUUGUUCCCAAAUGUUCCCUAAUUAUAAUUGAAGCAAUUAUCAUUUCUCCUCAUAAAAAAGCUAAAUGAUUUGCAGACACAUUGGUGAAUUUAUUUCAUCAAGCCAAAGAAACACACUGUGGGCUAUCAUUCUUUUUAUUUAAUAAGAAGGACACUGGGUACUUUGUAUUUUUCCUAAGUGUGUGCCAGCUUCAGACAAAGCCGCAUGGGGCAAUCAGCUGUCUAUUCGUGGUUUUCUGCUUUCUGGGGAGGAGGACUUGUGAUCUGUACCCAGAAGUAAUUUACAGUUAUUUCAGGUACACAAUCCUUGAAAUGUAAAUGGAAAGGAUAAAUAGUUAAUGUGUUCGCUUCCUCAUAGUAGUGUACAUGGUUUGACAGGUCAUUAAAUGUAAAGCUAUAUAGAUGCUUGCAAAACCAAUAACUGAGGAAUGUCAUUUGAAUGUCAUAACGUGUCUCAUCGUAAAUAAGGACAGAAGACAUGUUAUCUUUUUUAAACGUAACAUUUCUUCAUUAUCUUGUAACUUGUCUUAGUUAGGGUUUCUAUUGCUGUGAAGAGACACCAUGACCAUGGCAACUCUUAUAAAAGGAAACAUUUAAUUGAGGUGGCAGCUUACAGCUUAGAGGUCCAGUCCAUUAUCAUCCUGUUGGGAAGCAUGGCGGUGAGCAGGCGGACAGAAAUGGUGCUGACUACAUCUUGAUCAGAAGGCAACUGGAAGUGGACUCAGACACUGAGCCAAACUUAAGGAUAUGAAAUCUCAAAGCUCGCCCCCACAGUGACACACUGACUCCAACAAGGCCACACUUAUUCCAACAAGGCCAUGCCUCCUAAUAGUGCCACUCCCUAUGAGCUUAUGGGGACCAAUUACAUUCAAACUAACACAUAAUUGUUCAGUUUUUAUAAGCUAGGAAGCCAAAAUUCUGACUAAAUCCUAAAAUUCUGUUUCCAAAAAACACUUUCCCUCAAACACAGUGGAGCUUCCCACACCCCAUUUGGCUUCUGUUUUCCAUUUCUUUGGUGCCCCUCCUCCUGCUUGACCCAGUUGGGUUCCCUAGAAAAUGACCUUUGUGGUGGGCCUACAAAAGGAACAGUAGAAUGGGAGAAUAUUGUGUGCAGAUGCCCACAGGGGCCCCUAUCAGGAGAUCUUCCUGGGGCACCACAAAGACUGUUUAGGCUUUAUCCUGAAGACAGAUUUAGACCCAGGAGGAUUCCAAGGGAAUAGUAAUAGGAUCACAUUUGCCUUUCAGAAUAAUCCCUUAUGACCAUUGUCUUAGAAACCAGAGAGAGAGAGAGAGAGAGAGAGAGAGAGAGAGAGAGAGAGAGAGAGAGAGAGAGAGAGAGAGAGAGGGAGGAGCUGGGGACAGGUUACUAAGUGCUGAGGCUGAUGGCAUAUGGUAGAAAGAGGUAUGGCCUUGUGUCGUGGAAGGAGCAGCCUUGCCCCUAUUCUAUUGUAGCACCAUGCGCCUGGCUUUGGGAACUUUCCACUGUACCCCUGAGCUCUCUAGCCAGCUCAGCCCCUGCUUCCUCUCAGAGGCCUGGGUUGAGAUCUUCUCCGUGCCCUGAUUUCUGUCCAUCCUGGAUGCUGCUGCAUGCAUACCUGCACCCAAGCCGAGAAAAGGCCUGAUGAGGGUACCACAGCAGUUGGCCGACAGCCACAGGAACCUAAGUUCUAAGCCCUUCAGUUGGCUAUGCAGCAGUUUUGUCAUUUUGCCAGGGACAGUUGGCAUAGAGAGCUUGGCAAGGUCAGUAUGGAUCCUACACGUUAGUCAAGAUGAACUCUUUAGAAAAUCACAGAUAGAAUCAGGUGUGCGCCUCACUCUGAGAUCAGAUGUCAUGCAGUCAUUAGACAUGCGAGAGAAUGCGUGAAGCUGUGGAAGAACACUCACAGAAUAUUAAUUGCUGAAACAAUGAAGCUUGUUUGCAUAUUGUGUAUGGAUAUGUCAUGUAUAUAAUAUAAAGUUUUUCUUUGUACAUAUAUGUGA
Molecule: messenger RNA, 5589 nt
Organism: Alexandromys fortis (reed vole)
Lineage: Eukaryota; Metazoa; Chordata; Mammalia; Rodentia; Cricetidae
Gene: Phka2
Product: phosphorylase kinase regulatory subunit alpha 2
Exons: 28
Coding region: 416-3340 (974 amino acids)
Biological process (GO): glycogen metabolic process
Cellular component (GO): phosphorylase kinase complex
Molecular function (GO): calmodulin binding
Source: RefSeq, a predicted model, not a curated record